ACGGCCGAGGACAGCAGCCAGAAGGCGGCGGCACAGCACUGCGGGCACAGUAGGCGCCGCUCUGGAAGAUGCCCGAGAGCCGGGGCGCUCCCGCCUCGCCGCCACCGGCGCUCGCCACUGCCCCGGACCCCGCGUCCUGCCCGCCGCCCCCGCGUUCCCCAGGCCCCCAGCGGGGCAGCAGCGUCCCGCAGAAGGUGGCGGAGGCGCUGAGCAGCCAGUACGGGCUGAACGUGUUCGUGGCCGGGCUGCUGUUCCUGUUGGCCUGGGCUGUACACGCGGCGGGCGUGGGCAAGCGCGACCUGCUGUGCCUGCUCACCGCGCUCAUGCUCCUGCAGCUGCUCUGGAUGCUGUGGUACGUGGGCCGCAGCUACGCGGAACGCCACCUCAUCCGGCCCAAGGAUGCGCACGCCGGGGCUCGCUGGCUCCGCGGUAGUGUCACCUUGUUUGCCGUCAUAACCAUCAUCCUGGGAUGCUUCAAAGUUGGCUACUUCAUUGGAUUUUCCGAGUGUCUGUCGGCCGCGGAAGGCGUGUUCCCAGUCACCCACGCAGUGCACACGCUGCUGCAGGUGUAUUUUCUAUGGGGCCACGCAAAGGACAUUAUCCAGUCUUUCAAAACACUGGAAAGGUUCGGGGUGAUCCACUCGGUGUUCACCAAUCUGCUGCUGUGGGCCAACAGCGUCCUGAACGAGUCAAAGCACCAGCUGAACGAGCACAAGGCGCGGCUGAUCACGCUGGGCUUCGGGAACAUCACGAUAGAGCUGGACGACCACUCUCCGCCGUGCAACUGCUCGCCCGCGCGCCUGUGCGCCGCCCUGCUGCAGGGCGUGUACUACCUGUACCCGUUCACCAUCGAGUACCAGAUCCUGGCAUCCAGCAUGCUCUUCGUGCUCUGGAAGAACAUCGGGCGCAGCGUGGACGGUGCGCGGCCCCGGCGCGGGGCUGCGGCUAUGGCCGUGUACCUGGUGCACAUCGGCCGCUCCAAGGCCAAGAGCGAGGCGGCGCUGGCCAUGUUCUACCUUUACGCCAUCGCCCUGCUGCUGCUCAUGGGCGCUGCGGGGCUGCUGGGCAUCCGCAUCUACAGGGUAGACGAGAAGUCCCUGGACGAGUCCAAAAACCCGGCGCGUAAGCUGGACGCCGACCUCUUGGUGGGCACGGCCUCGGGCUCCUGGCUCCUCUCCUGGGGCUCCAUCCUGGCCAUGGCCUGCGCUGAGACCCGGCCGCCCCACACCUGGUACAACCUGCCCUACUCGGUGCUGGCGAUCGCGGAGAAGUACAUCCAGAACCUGUUCAUCAUCGAGUCGGCGCGCCGCGAGCCCGAGAGCCUCCCCGAGGACGCCUGCACCCUGCGCGUGCUCACAGUCUGCAACGGGGCCGCCCCCGCUACGUCCCCCGAUACAGGCCUUGGCAAGGAGGAGCCACAGGAGCGGAGGAGCGGCAAGGAGGAGCCACAGGAGCGGAGGAGCCGGCCGGGGACCUGGAGUUCCGCCCGCGCUGCGCCAUUCUGGCCGGGCGGCUCCAAGAAGAGAGUCCUGAGGAACAUCACGGCGUUCCUGUUCCUCUGCAACAUUUCGCUGUGGAUCCCACCUGCCUUUGGCUGCCGUCCUGAGUAUGACAAUGGGUUGGAGGAGGUCGUCUUUGGCUUUGAACCCUGGAUAAUUGUGGUCAACCUGGCCAUGCCCUUUUCUGUUUUCUACCGGAUGCAUGCAGCUGCCUCUCUCUUUGAGGUCUAUUGUAAGAUAUAGACUGAGGCCACAGGAGAUGGACAAGCAGGCUCACAAGGGAGCUCCCUGGAGCCCUGGGAGUGGCUGUGCUGGGCAAACACUGCCUGACAAAGGCCAGGCACCUUUUGUCUGCAGUGAGUGUGGCCGAGGGCUGCACCCUGUCCACGCGGGCCACAGAUGGCAGAAUCCACGAGGGGCUGCAGUCUGUCCUUGUUUGUCAGUUCCUAUCAAAGCCCAACUAUUUCACCUCCUUCCAAAUGAGAUUCUGUUUUAGAGCAUGGUCCAAGGUUGGGCAAAAAUUUCUCCAGUUUGUUUUUCUUACACAGCAUUUUCUUUUUGUUUAUUCUGUGGCAAUCAUUUUUUUCCUGACCAUUUGUAUACAGCGAAUUAAAGCUGAUGAAUGGAGACAAACGCAUGAGGUUUAUAUUUGAGCUUCUCAGUAGGUCUAAUUUGUGAACAAAGUGACUUUUGCCAUCUCGAUGGAAAUUUAAAUAUGCCUGGGACAAUGUGUGAUCAUUUUGAAAUUUGUUUUUAAAAAUAAAAUUUACUCUUCUUCACUAUAAAUCUAUCCUUGUUUAUAAAAGAAAAUUUAAGGAUUUCCGUAAAUUAGAAAAAAAAUCACCCAUGUUGCUAUUGCUCAGUUAAGGAUUCCUUUUUAACACCUUUUACCCAGGACCUGGGAUUCUUUUUAUUGUCUUACCUGCCAGUCGUGGUUCAACAUUUUCAAUUUUGUAUCCAGUUUUCUUCUUUACUCAACAGCGUAGCAAAAACCCGUCUCCCAGAUUGCUAUGAACUCACUAUAAAUAUGACUUUAAUACUAUAUUAGAGUCUAUCAUGUGAAUAUUUUAUAAUCAACUUGGCUUCUUAUUGUUGAUUUUAAAGUGUUUAUAACCUUUUGCUUUUAUAAGUGACUC
Messenger RNA from Fukomys damarensis (Damara mole-rat), 2635 nucleotides. It is a transcript of the gene Otop1, whose product is annotated as otopetrin 1. Gene Ontology annotation, biological process: inner ear morphogenesis; proton transmembrane transport. Lineage: Eukaryota; Metazoa; Chordata; Mammalia; Rodentia; Bathyergidae. Gene Ontology annotation, molecular function: proton channel activity. Gene Ontology annotation, cellular component: membrane. The record is from RefSeq and is a predicted model, not a curated record.